Onychomys torridus (southern grasshopper mouse) is the source of this 6237-nucleotide messenger RNA. RefSeq names its product adrenoceptor alpha 1A (gene Adra1a). Gene Ontology annotation, biological process: regulation of vasoconstriction; adenylate cyclase-activating adrenergic receptor signaling pathway; phospholipase C-activating G protein-coupled receptor signaling pathway. Gene Ontology annotation, cellular component: membrane. The record is from RefSeq and is a predicted model, not a curated record. Gene Ontology annotation, molecular function: alpha1-adrenergic receptor activity. NCBI's taxonomy places the organism in Eukaryota, Metazoa, Chordata, Mammalia, Rodentia, Cricetidae. The coding region runs from base 957 to 2234 and encodes 425 amino acids. The transcript is spliced from 4 exons.
CUGUACUACGUCAACCAGAGCCGCAAAGUUCCUCGCUUCUCUUUUCUGGUGUCCAGGAACUGAAUAUCAAACCGGUGAUCGCGGAGUUAUUGGCUCGUUAUGUUUGUCUUUUCUUUUCUCUGUUACCAGUCUUUAUUUUUAAAAGAUCUAGGAGAAGCAGAAGCGAGCCCGGAGUUUAAGGUGCUCGGCAGUGGUGGGUGAGUCAGCGGGUGCUAAGGACUAGGACUUGGUCUUUGGAGACCGUCCCCUCUCCUCCCUGCAGAGAAGCAGGCGGCGCUGCAAGGACUGAAGGUCCGCUCUUCGCCACGCUGGGGCCUCCGCAUCCGCGCAGCAGCUGGAUUCAGAUGAACGAAGCUCUAGGGCCGCUUCGGUCUCAGCAAAUAUUUCAGACCCAUACAACCUCGCCAGAACGCCUAGAAGCUGGAACUAGCAGGAGCCCAUAAUUGGGCGACCAAGCUGAGUGUAACUACUGGCCAGAUGCAGCGCCCAGAUGCCCAGGGUCCCUCCUUUUGAGCUUCGACAGCUGAGCCACACUUAGCUGCUACCCUUUCGGCAAAGACUGGCAAUAUACUUGUGAAUUUCUAAUUUAUCUAUGAAUGCACAGGAUGGAUCAGACCACACAGAAAAGUGAGCUCCUGUAAUCUCUGGGAUUGCAUUCACAGCGUGUCCCCUUGAACCUCUGCUGUAUGCUUAGGGUAGGGAAGGUGUACUCAGCAGUCCAGAGCUUUCCUGGCCAUGUCACCGUUAAUGAUCUGUGACUUAGUGUGGCCCUCUGAGGGUUGCCAGAGCUGCCCAGGGUGGUUUCCAACAGGUGUGUUCUCUCCCUUCCCCAGCCCAACUCAGCUGGCAGGAUUCCCCCAAGCUGAGGUUUUUUGAUUUGGCUUCCUCACUCCCACCUCCGCCCCCCACCAGAGGGUGGCCGUCCAGAGCCGGACCUGGCCCCCCUCCCUGGGACCAUGGUGCUUCUCGCUGAAAAUGUUUCCGAAGGUUCCAACUGCACCCACCCACCAGCACCGGUGAACAUUUCUAAGGCCAUUCUGCUCGGGGUAAUCUUGGGGGGACUCAUCAUAUUCGGAGUGCUGGGGAACAUCUUAGUGAUCCUCUCAGUGGCCUGCCAUCGGCAUCUGCACUCAGUGACUCACUACUACAUCGUCAACCUUGCGGUGGCAGACCUUCUCCUCACCUCCACCGUGCUCCCCUUCUCAGCCAUCUUUGAGAUCCUGGGCUACUGGGCCUUUGGCAGGGUCUUCUGCAACAUCUGGGCGGCGGUGGACGUCCUAUGUUGCACAGCGUCCAUCAUGGGCCUCUGCAUCAUCUCCAUCGACCGAUACAUUGGUGUGAGCUACCCGCUGCGCUACCCCACCAUUGUCACCCAGAGGAGGGGCGUCAGGGCUCUGCUCUGUGUCUGGGCGCUUUCCCUGGUCAUCUCCAUCGGACCCUUGUUUGGCUGGAGGCAGCCAGCACCUGAGGAUGAGACCAUCUGCCAGAUUAAUGAGGAACCUGGCUACGUGCUGUUCUCUGCGCUGGGCUCUUUCUACGUGCCACUGGCCAUCAUCCUGGUUAUGUACUGCCGAGUCUAUGUGGUGGCCAAGAGAGAAAGCCGAGGCCUCAAGUCCGGCCUUAAAACCGACAGGUCGGACUCAGAGCAAGUGACGCUCCGCAUCCACCGGAAAAAUGUCCCGGCAGGAGGCGGUGGGGUGAACGGUGCCAAGAAUAAGACUCACUUCUCCGUGAGGCUGCUCAAGUUUUCCCGAGAGAAGAAAGCCGCCAAGACUCUGGGCAUCGUGGUGGGCUGCUUCGUUCUCUGCUGGCUGCCUUUCUUCCUAGUGAUGCCCAUUGGCUCCUUCUUUCCAGACUUCAAGCCCUCGGAAACUGUUUUCAAAAUCGUAUUUUGGCUUGGGUACCUAAACAGCUGCAUCAAUCCCAUCAUAUACCCAUGCUCCAGCCAGGAGUUCAAGAAAGCCUUUCAGAAUGUGCUGAGAAUCCAGUGUCUGCGCAGAAGGCAAUCCUCUAAGCACGCCCUGGGCUACACCCUGCACCCGCCCAGCCAGGCCCUGGAAGGGCAGCACAGAGACAUGGUGCGUAUCCCCGUGGGCUCAGGAGAGACUUUCUAUAAAAUCUCCAAGACAGAUGGAGUCUGUGAAUGGAAGUUUUUCUCUUCCACGCCCCAUGGAUCGGCCAGGAUUACAAUGCCGAAGGACCAAUCUGCCUGUACCACAGCCCGGGACUUUUAACCGUGAAACCACCUGUAUAUGCACAGUUCCGAAAGAGCCCAGUUGGAUCACUGCACCCGCCCUGGGCCUCCAAACUAUGCUGAGGAGCUGGGCUGAGGCCACGUCUUCCAAAAGCCAUGGCAACAGUAGCCUCUGGCCCUCCAAGUUCCCUGCAAGAUGAAUGAGUGGACAUGACUGUUGUGGGGGCUUACCCAGGAAGCGAGUUAGGAUUUCAGCAUGUGAAGCCGGCCCCUGGCCAAAGGUGCCAUUCAUUGACAGGAUCUCAUUCAUGUUUCCCAGUCCCUAUGGCAUACGAGUGAGCAGAAAAAGAGCCUUCCCUGCUCUCUGCAGGAGAAUGUCAUGUUUCUAACAGCCACUGCUGAACCUACAAAGGCUGUAGGGGUGGCAGGGAGCAUUGAGGGAGGAGAUUGACCAAAGCCUCAGCUCACAGCUGGGAGGGUUAGUCAUGCUUUGCCUCAACUAACAAGAAAGAAACUGUCCCAAAACUGGUGGCUUAUUCAGGAAGGCAAAAUAAUGACCUUUUCUUCCAUGUGGCUUGGGAGUUAUUGCCACACUGUCCCUAUAGCACACUUGGUGCAGUCUCAUUAUAAGCUAGGGUUGAUGAUUGUUGAGCCACGAAAAUAUGGACUUAAUUAGGUGGGGGAAAAAAUCUUAGCACAACUUAGCACUGCACUCAGAGAAAAAAAUACGAUGAAUAUUCUGGUCUAUGAAAUAGGCUGAAUAAAAUAAGUGUAUUUGAAUGUCAUAGAGAAGCAGCUAAGACAGAAAUUCCAACAUGAAUUUGGUGUUUCCGUAUACAUAUACUCACCACAAACUUACCAAACCUUUCUCAGGUCAUCCUUGUGUGGGAUAAGGAAAAGGAAGGAGCUUUUUAUCUACAUUUGGCAUGUGAAGAAAUAGAAGUCAUGAGUUAAGGACUUCUUUGAAUACCCUCGUAUCCAACUUCAUCCACGAUGCUUCCGUGUUCCCCAGUGUCCGCCAUGUAUUUUGACUCUCUGACUUUCAUAGUCCACUUCUUUAGUUCCAGCUCGUAAUUCCAGCUCUGUUCACACUUCUGCCCUCCUGUCCUGGCCAACAACUGGGAAGAAUUGCAGCGCACGGUCACCCGCUCUUGUGCCCUUGGCUAACAGACAGGCAUGUGUCGUUCUGUUCUUUCUCCACAGACAAGCUGCUGCAGACCCAGGGAGUUAGCCAGGGACAGAAGGCUGCUGCUCAAUAGGGUGACAUGUAAGGCAAAGCCAGCUGUGACUGUUACCCUAAGGUCCUCAGGAACACAAAGGUCCCAAAGGGAACCUGUGGGUCAUUGGACACACUUUGAUCAGAAAUCCCAGAUGGUCUCUCUUCACUGCACCAGCCUGGCAUGAAACCAAAGAAAGGUAGAGACAGUCCCCAGUGUACGAGCCAGCAGGGUUCUGAGUUGAGGUGUCCAGAAGUCAAUUAUGUGUUUUUCCAAGAGGCAUUGUUAUAAAUGGGGAGGUGUUCCUAGAGGAACUGAAAAUAAAUAAAUAUCUGUUUAAUGUAUACCAGGAGUUGGCAAACUUUUUCUGUAAAUGGCUAGAUAGUUAACAUUUCAGCCAUGAUUUACUGUAAGUUCUCUGUUUGGGCUCUUUGGUGGGAGGCUAUGGGCAGAGCUUCAAAACUGUGGAUCCAUUUGUAGCCCAAAAGACAGGUGUGGACCAGGUUUAGCCCAUGGGCCACAAUUUUCCAUCCAUGUUCCAUACCACCACUAGAUUGUGGUAUAGAGCCAAUACUACUGAACUGUGGCUGUAGGUGAUCAGCAUGCUUAUAAAAAAAAAAAAUAGGUCACUGAUGUAUCUCCCCUGGACGAAGUCGACGUUCACAGACUGCAUGAGUUGUUGCACAAAGCGGUAAGUCACGUCUUCAUCAUCUCCAGGCAGGCGGUAGGAGCAGAGGGAGGUACAUGCCACUCCCCACAUUGUAUCCUAUGAGCAGGCAGGUCAGCAGAAGCCACAGUGACUCCAGGGGUCUUCCAGGCUUAGAAGACAAUUUCCUCUAUGGCAUCUGUCCAGCUCAGAGCAGCCACUUGCCCAAGGCUGUCCUGAAAUUUCUCCCAGGUCCUCAGAACUCAUCAAAGCAGAGAUUCCCAGAAAGCUUUGGGGCUUCUUGAAGAGGCUUUCUGACCACAGUGCCCUGUGUGAGGACAUUUGGAACCAACAUGGAACUCAUUAGGAAAAGUGACAGGAUACAGAGAGCAUCUUCCAGAAGAUAAAUGGGAACAGAAUUUUCUCUCACGCCUCCCUCCUCCUGUGCCUCCUUUCUUUCUUACUCCUCCUCCCAUUAAAUUGAGCUCACUAAUGGGAUAGAAAUGGCUCCACCAUAAGAACAUUUACUCAGCACUCCCUGAGGGGUGCAAAACCGUGUUUCCUUGAGCUAGCGCUUCAGUGGAGAACCCCCUUCCUUUCCUCUCUAGCCCUCAAGGGUCAGUGAGGAGCAGGGGGCUUCCAGGUGCAAAUAAGGCUCAGAUCACAUGACUCAGUGCAGCAUCUGAGUACUGAGAAAGGAGACUGAGUGACCAGGCUAUGGGUAGGACAGUGGAGGCAGACACAGUUUGGAAAGACCCGGAACUAUUGGCACGAUCCAGUGAAAGCCCCCCUGCUAAUCUGAGAGUGGAAAGGAAGGCACGGGUGGGUGCUGAAUGCCAGCUUCCCUUCCACAUCCUUUCUUCCACCUCUAGUUGUGUCUACACCUUUGGCCCCUUUGCUGAUUCCACCCUACCCCCAUAUACCAACCCUGCAUUCCUGCCAGCUUUGCAGACAAUGAAAAGUAUUUCAUUAGGCCCCUGUCUGCGGGAUAAAGGACAAGUCCCCAAAGCAAUCACAGUAACUCUGGCCAUGAGCCUGGGCCAGGAAAUGAGGCCAGCAAGGGGAGAGUAUCCUCAGGGCCCUGGUGCUUCAGGACCUUGACCCUCACCUUGGAUUUCUGCCUUUCUGUUCUUGGCCAUCCAUCCCAUGUGAAGGGUACAAGCACACUGUGCAGCCGAAUUUCAGAGGAGCUGUGGCUUGGAAUGGUUUCUGGAGUACUUCUAAUCAACCUCUCAUAUAUUGGGCAUCUUUCCCAUGCGUUGGAAGUCAACUUUUAUUCUCCAUCAUCACCUUUUGUCUCUUGUUUUUGUUCUCUCUUUCUUGUGAACUUUCCCUCUUAGGAGUUCCCUGGGGCCUUCAAGGUCUUGAUGAAGCCAUCAAGUCAACUCAGUUCCCCCUUCACAGUGAGCAAUGACUAAUAAUCAGGAGGCAUAUCCUCAGCAGGGCCGUCCACAGGGAUGCUGUUUCUUCCAAGGCUCUGGCCCUUGUUCCUCCCCCACACGCGCUAUCCUGUGUGCUUCUGGAACGUAGGAUUCCCCUUCUCAUGUACCCUGACCUUGAAACAUCUGCCCUGAAGAGUCUUCUCCCACACAAGUAUUCCAGUUUUUGUAGCCCCAUGUUCAUUUCUCAGGCCCAUUUCUGCCCAAUAAUGCAGGCUUGUGUGGUUUCAAUGACAUUCACUGGUGUCCUUACAGUCCUGGAUGCUAGAAAUCCCACAUCAAGGUGUUAGCUGGCUGUCUUGUCUUCAGCCGAUGUUGACUUCCCCCUGAAUUUCUGCGUGGUCUUCUACUUCUUAGAAGAACACUGGUCACAUCAGAUGAUCUGUCCCCAUGAUCUCACUGCACCUUAAUUACCUUUAAAGACUACUUCCAAACACAGUCACAUUGUGAGAAAACAUGAAAUCAAUUGAAAUGGGAAUUUAGGAGGCAUUCAAUUCCACUCAUAUGAUCCCAUAUGCUCUCUCCUUUCUUCCCAUAUGAGAAAAAAAAAUCCAUAAUCCUUUACCUAAACAGGAAGUUCAAAUUCAGUCAUUUCUGUGUAUUCCUCCCCCAAGUUUUUAUGCCAAUUGUCUGUAAAAUGUAUAUUCAGCAACAAAUGAUGAACUUGCUUGGAUCUCCUGGAUGCUUCUUAAAACCUUAGCACUUGGAUUGGGGAUUUAGCUCAGUGGUAGAGCGCUUGCC